AUGGAACGGAGCUGGGAAGGCAUUCGAAUGAGAAGGACACGACUCCAUCGGAGACAAAGCCCUUUGUUAGCGGGAAAACACCCUUUCUGGGACUCACGUGCCUAUCAGAAGCAGGAAAAUUACUGGGAAAAACAUUGGUCGCCAGCUCUAGCCAGGCUGGGAGCCUGCGUAGGCUUCCUCGCAGAGCCGGCAGGGGGGGCACCAGCCAAGCUUUGCGAACCGCGCCUCCCCACACCCUCUCCCCCUCCUCGCCCAACUUCCCCAGAGCCUCCGCUUCGACUAAAAACGGCCAUUGACCUUUCAAGCUCUUGGGCAGUGAUGCAAUCGAGUAAUUCAAAGAAAAAUGGUUAUCAAAAUUUUGGAUCCUGUUUUCCUCGCCCUUGCGGCAGGGAAUCACGGCCUCGAGCGCUCUCCCCGCGCCGCGCUAAGGUAGGCGCCUCCGGGGCAGGGGCGCAGGUGAGCCGGGCGGGCGCGGGCUGGCGCGGGCGGGCAGCCGACCGCGGAGUGCCGCGCAGGGGCAAAGGAGGAGCGGGGCAGGGCUGCCGGGCGGCGAGCCGAGGCCAGGGGGAGGGGACUGAGGUGCCCGCCCGCCUUAAGGAGGCGCCUUUCUCGGCUCGGGCGCAGCCUCCCGGGACCCCGGCCGGGGGUCGCUGCCACCUCCUGGGGUCCCCGCGCGGCCGGAGGGCUCGGUUCCCGCGGACCUCGGCCCUCUCCUGCACCCCGCGUGUCGCUGGAGGGUCGCGCGGAGGAGGCACGGAGGGGUGGGAAGGGGGACACCCCCAUCCCGGGGGAGGGGUGAGGACGGCUGCAGUCUGCGGACCCGGGUACUCAGGCGACACGGUUAGGAGCGAGCGCCAGCCGCCAGACGGGUCGGCGGUGGCCGGCAACUUCUCCCGCCACCCCAGCACCCCGCGGUGUGGGGUCACGGAGGGCGGAGCCCCGAGCGUGCACCCUGCGGCCGCCGGCCCCGCGCGCUCCCAGCCCGGUCCCCGAGGCCUGCGCAUUCGCGGUCGCGCCCGAGCCUCUUUAAAGCGGUCGCGGGGGCUGCGGUCACGUGAGGCGGAUUCCUGGAAAGUUCCUGGAAAGCGGCUCCGCAGCCGCCGGGCG
Molecule: messenger RNA, 1107 nt
Organism: Chinchilla lanigera (long-tailed chinchilla)
Lineage: Eukaryota; Metazoa; Chordata; Mammalia; Rodentia; Chinchillidae
Product: translation initiation factor IF-2-like
Source: RefSeq, a predicted model, not a curated record